GUCUCACUGUUGUUGAAGGAAGUGUUCAGCACACGCGGUGCACAGUUACGUUGAGUGGAUGGUUAGCAUAACUUAGUUGCUGCGAGCUAACUGGGAGUGUGGGUGUAUUUCGCCUGUCAGUUCUUAUAAAAUCAACUGAAGGACUGUGUGCCAUGGCAUCAGACUGGUUGGGCAGCCUUGUGUCUGUAAACUGUGGAGCCACGCUGGGUGUAUACCAGGGAGAGGUCUCCGCUGUUGACCCAUCCAGUCAAACUAUCUCUCUGAGACAACCAUUCCACAAUGGCAUCAGGUGUCCUGUUCCUGAGGUGACGUUUAGUGCUAUGGACAUUAAUGACCUCAAGAUCCUGGACAUCCCGAGUGGCAGAGGGACCAUGAGUAAUAACAGUGAGGUCAAGCUGUUCACUCUGCCAGCCGAGGAGAAAGGCCCCGUGACCUUGAGUGCCCCCAUCACCAUCCUACGCAGAGGAACACCCCUCAACUCUAAAGCUCCAUCCCAGCCCCCCCUCCAGCCGGCCCCCCGGCGGAUCGGCGCCCGUAGCAGUUCCACAGGCCUCCCCAGUCGCCCGAAGGAUGACGAGUGUUUCGGAGAUGGUACUGACGAGGGCCUGGACUCUGACUUCGACUUCGAGGGCAACCUGGCACUCUUCGACAAGGCUGCUGUUUUCUCACAGAUGGAGCGUCAUGGCAACGGGUCACGGCAACGGAGCACACCCAGCAACCCGGACGGGCCCUGCUACCGGCACACUGACAACGUCCUGGAGGGGCAGCCCGUGGUCUACAGACGCAUCACGGUUCCGCAGCAUGGGGGGAAAGAGUACUGCACUGACUCUGGGCUGGUGGUCCCCAGUGUUCCCUAUGAGCUGUACAAGCGUCUGCUGCAGGUGUCUGAGGAGCACGGCGUCUCUCUGGAGCGCCGCCUAGAGGUCACCGGAGUGUGUGCCAGCCAGAUGGCCCUCACGCUGCUGGGAGGGCCCAACCGGCUCAACCCCAAAAACUCGCACCAGCGCCCCACGGUGGUGCUCCUGUGUGGGCCGCACGUGCAGGGCGCCCAGGGGGUCAGCUGCGGCCGCCACUUGGCCAACCACGAGGUGGAGGUCAUCCUCUUCCUGCCCAAUUUCGUCAAGAUACAGGAGGCCCUCACCCACGAGCUCAGCCUGUUCGGACGGGCCUGGGGCAGACAGGUGUCAGGCAUCAGAGACCUGCCAAUGAGCCCGGUGGACCUGGUGGUCAAUUGUCUGGACUGCCACGAGAAUCCGCACCUGAGAGACCAGCCUUGGUACCGGGCAGCAGUCCACUGGGCCAACCAGAACCGCGCGCCGGUUCUGAGCAUCGACCCGCCGGUGACUGGGCCGAGUCAUGGCCCGGCCGUGGAGGCCAAGUGGUCGCUGUGCCUGGGCCUUCCGCUGGCCCUGGGGGAGGGCGCGGGUCGGGUCUACCUGUGUGACGUGGGGCUGCCCAGACAGGUGUUCCAGGCGGUGGGCAUCAACUACCUGUCACCCUUUGGCUGCAAGUUUGUGAUUCCCCUGCACUCGGCCUGACGCGCUGACUCUGCCCUUUUGUUCUGCACACACACACACACACACACACACACGCACACACAUGCAC
Molecule: messenger RNA, 1605 nt
Organism: Clupea harengus (Atlantic herring)
Lineage: Eukaryota; Metazoa; Chordata; Actinopteri; Clupeiformes; Clupeidae
Product: enhancer of mRNA-decapping protein 3-like
Biological process (GO): deadenylation-independent decapping of nuclear-transcribed mRNA; P-body assembly
Cellular component (GO): P-body
Molecular function (GO): mRNA binding
Source: RefSeq, a predicted model, not a curated record